Molecule: messenger RNA, 5004 nt
Organism: Linum trigynum
Lineage: Eukaryota; Viridiplantae; Streptophyta; Magnoliopsida; Malpighiales; Linaceae
Source: the annotation of a GenBank genome assembly
CUAGACCUUGAUUUGAGCGCAAAACGAAUCAGCUCACGAAUUGAGCUCAACAAGUCACCGAGUCGAACUCGCUCACGAAUCUUGCGAGCUGAACCAGACAUAGCUCAAACUCAAACUUAUUUACUAAGAAGCCGAAUCUCAAACAAGAUUAUUUUUUCCAAAUCGAAUACUGAUCCGAUCGUAAAUCCCUCGACUCGUUUACGGCCCACCCUAAGUGGUCUGGUCUCCAUCCAAACGCCUAUACUGAACUACUGAUGCUUCCAUCCAUCCAACGGUCGAUUUAUUCUCAAUCGGCAGCAGGCAGGUAGCCAACCUCAUAAAUGUACAGUUAAUGCCGAGAGCUAGCCUUUCACAUUUUCGUCAAAAAGCUCGGGCAUGCAUCUGCAUCCUCCCCGUAGCAGCUACAGAGGUUACAGAACUGCGUGCAAAGAUGCCGGCUAAAGGGUCUUGCUUUCACGUAAUGGCCGGCGAUACCCUAAAGUCCGCGGCAAAAAAAGUCAUCGGUCUUGGCGGAAAAUUCCCCGACCGGUUAAAAGCUCAAAUAUCAAACGCAUUGAUUCCGUUCCACUUCCAUCUCUCAAGCUGUUUGGUGCACACAGUGCCAUUUACUCUUCCCCAACGGCCCCAAUCAAAUCAUGCACGUACUUUUUGACCUACUAUAGUUCGUACUAGCCAUGGCUCUCAUCACCAUUUUCUAAUGGGUUUUUAGUAGUACGAGUAAUACGAUUAUGCGUAUAAGCGUAUUGUUAUGUAAUUUGUCAGUGUUAUAUUUCUUAUAAGAGUCGCGUAUAAGUUAAUUUUUUUUGUUAGUGUUAAGAUUAUUAUAGCAGUCGGUCAUUGUAUAAUGUAUUAUACAUGAGUCCGAUGUUAUUUCAUUGAUAAUAGAACAAUAAUACCCACCCUAUUAUGAUUUCCAAGAUGGCCCAUGAUGAUGCAGACUAAAUGUGGCUUCAAUAUGGGGUCAACCAAGCGAGUUAUAGACUUAAUCCGGCAUGCUACCGCGUACCAAAAACUUCGUACUAAUUUUGUCAUUAAAUGAAAGAACUCUGGAGAGUCGAGAAUACAGCGAAUCAUGGAUGAAGAUAGUAAUUCAAUAUGAACUAUUUUUUUGUAUAGUUUGAAAUUGAUCGUACGAAACAAUACCAAACAUGUAACGAAAAGAAUAUUAAUUAGCACUUAAACUACUGUACCGAUUCUGAUAGGUAGAUACAAUAAGCAACAAAAUUAACCACUUUGUAUUAUUCAAAGCAAACCUCCCAUCUACACCAAUAAUAGGAAAUAUAGGAUGGUGCUGGUCCUUGGUACUAACACAAGUACAUAACUCAUCGAAUACAACAACUCUACAACAAUGGCAAUCAAUUAUCACUCUUUUGAAUCCACAACAAUCUGUCAAUUUUGUACACAAACAGCGAUUUCCGGUAAAGCCAACAUUUAUUGGAGAGGCAGAGUGGCAAAUGAACUUCCCCAAAAGAACCACCGGUCCACUCUGUUCAGUGUACCCUCAUCGCUUGUGAACCCAGUAGUAUAAGUACACGAUGAAGUUAAUCAAACUGAAUUCAUCAACAAUCACUUUCUACACUCUCCCCACCACUGAAACCAACUCCAGACAAACCCAUCUUGCUCCGGCGAAGAAACCCCACCGGAGAAAAUGGACGUCAGGAUCGUUUCCAGGGAGCUAGUGAAGCCGUCUUCCCCUGAAACCAUACAAACAAAACCUCCACACAGGUUCUGCCUCUUCGACCAGCUCACUCCCUUGACCUUUUCUCCCCUCAUUCUCUUCUACGCGAAUCCUGACCACAACAAUCCCAAUCUGGCUUCCUUCCUCCACCGCCUGAAGCGCUCCCUGGCGGAGACUCUCAACAUUUACUACCCUUUCUCCGGCCGGACCGGCCCCGGCAACUUGGUCAUCGACAGCUUCAAUGCUGGCCUCCCUUUCACUCUAGCCCAUGUUAUCGAUUGCCGCCUCUCCCAGUUCCUUAAACGCAAGGAGACAGAGCUCCUCAACCUCCUCCUCUCUCGACAGCCGUUUCAGAAGGAACCUUCCGACGUGGAAUCCCCUGUUUUGGAGCUUCAGGUCUCUGUUUUCUCCUGCGGCGGGAUCGCCUUGGGAUGGGCUUGUUCUCACAAGUUGAUCGACGGCUCCACCAUGAGAUCCUUCCUCACUACAUUCACUGCCCUGCUCCGCGGCCAACCGAACGACAUCGUUUCCCCUGAUUUCGCCCAGGCCUCCACUCUGUUCCCGCCGAGGGACCCUUCCCCUGAAAAUUUCCUCAAUCUGAUGGAAACCCUCUGGUUUACUGAAGAAAAUUACAUAACCAGGCGGUUCGUGUUCGAUUCCAAGGCAAUAGGUCAGCUGCGAGCCAUGGCGGCCGGAGGCCGAGGAACUGAUCUGCAGGGGAAAUCGAUUCGGAAGCUGUCUAGAGUGGAGGCAUUGUCCUGUUUCAUCUGGAAAUGCUGCAUGGCGGCGUCCAAGGCGGUUUCUUCCGCGUCCAAGACUUCCAUUCUGGUGGAGGCGGUGAAUCUGAGGAAUCUGACGAACCCGCCGCUGCCGGACGCGGCGAUCGGGGACGCGUUCUGGUGGGCGACGGCGGCGGCGAACCCGUACGACGAGUCAAAUACAGAGAUGUCGGAGCUGGGGAAUCUGCUGAGCGAAGGAAUUGGGCUGUACAGGAGCGAUUACGUGGAGUCGCUCCAAGGGGAAGACGGGUUUGAGGCGAUUUCGAGCUACUUCGAGCAGCUGGAAGGGAUGUUCGAGGAGGAGAAGCCGGAUAUAUUCGCGUUUACGAGCUGGUGUGGGUUUGGGUUCACGGGUCAGGAUUUUGGGUGGGGGAAACCGGUUUGGGUGACGGUGAUGGGAAAAGUUGGUCGGGCUUUUCGUAACCUAACCGUGUUUGUGGACUCGACGGUCGGGAGAGGGAGCAUCGAGGCUUGGGUCACUUUGGACCAGAAGCGGAUGGAGGUUCUUGAGCGCGAUCCGAACUUCCUUGCGUUUGCGUGUGCUAAUCCUAUAAUUUCUAGCCUUUGAAUUGAAUGAAUGGUUUGUUCUCUUUGUUAUCUAUUCCUUUUUUAAGCUAUAAAGUAUUUAAGUUUGGAUCUUUUGUCCAUGGUUUUAGUUUACGUUAAAGUAAAACUUAUAAUUAUGAUUUGAUGGUCUUAAUUUAUGUUAAAGUAUUUCUUUUUAGUUUUUGGUUAAAAUAGAGAACCAGUUAAACCGUGGUGGUUCAUAUGACUUUAUGUUGAACCGUGUAAAACCAUUUGGUUCAUCAAUAAUCAUCCAAAUAAUGAACCGGACCGCUAUUGCAAUUUGUUUGAUGGUUCUACUUGCCCGACCGUUUUGAUCCGCUUCGAAUCUUAUAACAAUUUUCACAAACCCUCAGUUACAUAUUUAUUUACUUAUUUAUUUGUAAUCGGUUGGAAAAUGCAUUCAGAUGUUUGGGGUAGUGUUAGUGAUCAAGGGGUGGUAACUCAUAUCACGGGCGGAAACUUUGCACAGAGUUCCAUUACUAUUAAUGGAUGGCUUCGCGAUUUCUUAGGGACACCAGUUACAAUUUUAACGGCCCAAUAACCAAUUUGGUCCCAGGGUAAGGAAUAACCAGUUACUCCUUUGAAUGAUGAAUUCUUGAGUAGUCUACUCCCCUUUGAAUGAUGAAUUCACAUUAUUUUAGAAUUGGGUUAUAGGUAUAAUAUGCCCCUCUACUAUGACGUUUUAUCAAACAUGUCCCUCUACUAUUUUUUACAUCAAACAUGCCCCUGUACUUUGACCAAGUUAUCAAACAUGCCCUUCUCCUAAAAUUUCCAUUGAAAAAAAUCAUCAAUCGUGGUUGAACCGAGAUUUAGACGACCCGACAUCGGCAAAUGGGAGAGAAAAUAUCCGUUUUGUCCCCCGUUUUAUUUCUCUGAGUCGUUUCAAAGUGAAAUGAUUUGAAUUAUUUGGAUAUACAAAAGAUUCAAACAAAUCCUAAAGUGAAAUUAUUAGAGAUAUUUUAGACAUUUGUGUCGCCCAAACUAAAGUUCGGCAUUGGUUAACGAUUUUUUGGAUGAAAAUUUUAACAAAAGUGCAUGUUUGAUAAUUUUACAAAGUACAAGGGCAUGUUUGAUGUAAAAAAUAGUAAAGGGGUAUGUUUGAUAAAAUAUCAUAGUAGAGGGGCAUAUUAUACCUAUAACCCUUUAGAAUUCAUAAGGGAUUUACUUGUCUAUGUCUCCUUCUAUUUGAUCUUUUAGGUCCCGAGUUCGCCUCGAUGGUUAUGCCGCGAUGCUAUUAAAGCCUAUAUACGACCUAUAGACUCCUGUAACCAUGCCAUAUUUACUUACUUACUUUAGUGUAAACAUAAUUUCUUUCCAAACUAACGAAAAUAUCAAAUAAAAAGAAUGAUUAAUUCCACAAAAGAUAAAAAGAAAGAAGUUUGUUUUCACGAGGUACAACUAGCAAUUCCUAUUUAACUGAAUCGACCAUAGAUCAAUUCCCCUUUUAUUGUGGAGUAUUGAAUACACCUAUAAUUCUGAGCUUCAUGUUACUCCUCCCAAGAGACAUGUCAGGGCCGAAUGUGUUCUUGAACGAAGAAGGAGACCGGAGUUGGUAUCAGUAUAUCAGACCAAAGCCAACAUUUUAUUUUUAUGCAAAUCAACACUAUUUUGUCACCUAGCUCUACUCUUCAUAAUACAUAGGGAUGGCAAAUUACCCACCCAUGGGUAAUUAUACCCAAACCCAAGUAGACCCAUUGAUAAUGGGUUGGGUAUGUGUGAAGUGCAUAUGGAUUUGGGGGUUUAUAGAUAGGUUUGGGUAAGGUAUGAAUAUUGCUUACAUAAUCUAAAUGAGUAUGGGUUGGGUUGGAUAUGGAUAUCCAUUUACUUGAGGGUGUUUUAACUACACAUGCAAAAAUUGGACCUAUUUGUAAAACUUGAAAAGUUAGGUACCAAAAUGUAAGACCAAAAAAAAUUAGGUACCAAAACGUAAUUUUCCAUCGCUAUUUUGAGGACUAAUAUGCAUAAAAAUCAAAUUUAGGU